Anastrepha obliqua is the source of this 3472-nucleotide messenger RNA. RefSeq names its product transcription elongation factor B polypeptide 3 (gene EloA). The transcript is spliced from 8 exons. The record is from RefSeq and is a predicted model, not a curated record. Bases 341 to 2650 code for a protein of 769 amino acids. Lineage: Eukaryota; Metazoa; Arthropoda; Insecta; Diptera; Tephritidae. Gene Ontology annotation, cellular component: elongin complex; nucleus. Gene Ontology annotation, biological process: transcription elongation by RNA polymerase II.
UUUUUUGGCAUUAGUGAAAGAAAAUUCGAUGUGAUUGUUGGCAAGUUGUGGAAAAAUAGAGAAUUUUUUAUAUUAAAUAUCUCAUUCAAGACUAAUUUUCAUUAGAAAUGGUGAAAAAUAUAAUGUGUUAUUAAUACGUGUCUUCGAUUGCUUAAUCGUUGGUACAGAUGAUCGCUGAAACGUAAUUUUCUUUGUGGUCUUUUGUUUUGGCUGAAGAGACGAAUCUCCACACCUAGCCAGACAGACUGGCAAUUACACGUAUAGACAAGCAAAUCGUUAACAAAAGAAACAAGCCUGCGUUAAUUAUCGACUAAGUUUCCCCAGAGAGGCGGUUGGAAAAAUGUCUUCUGCGUCAAUAUUAAGUGUAAUUGAACAUUACCAAAAGAGUAUCGAGCAUUCCCAGGACGAUGAAGGCAGACUUCUGCACUGCAUUAACAAACUGUAUAGAUUGCCGGUAAAGGUGGAACAUUUGCAGCAAACUGGUGUUGGCAAAACAGUCAACUCUUUACGCAAAUAUAAUGGAGAAAUAGGUGUUGCUGCUAAAGCGUUGGUCACCAAGUGGAAAGCCAUGGUGGCGGCUGAGGAGGAACCAAUGGACACCAGUAAUUGCCAAAGUACCGACUGUGAUGAUGAGAACAAUGCCAACGGGCAUGGUUCAAGCGAUGAUGACCACUAUAAUCACAAUCAUACUCAAAAUAAAAAUACAGCUCAAGAACCAAAUAAUUUAAGUGAAAAUACGUCGAAAGAUCGACAAUCUAAUCAUAGGGAUAAAGGCAGUUCGGAACAUAAAUCUAAAUCACAAAAUGACGAAAGUUCUCACAAGAGUUCGCAUUCAUCGUCGAAACACAAAAGGCAUCUUGGACAAGAGGACAAAGAAAUGCCAUUUUCGAAAAAGUCCAAACAUGAUGAACCAGACAAUGGAGUUAAGAUUCGUGAAAAUGAACAGCAUAAGUCGUCACGCGAGAAAUCAGAACGACAACGUGAUCGCAGUGAGAAACAAAGCUCGAGAGGGGAUGCAAAAAGUAAUGCUUCCAAUAACUCUCAUCAUAAAAAUGGUGGUGAUUCUAGAGAUAAAAAAGACAGUCAGAAGAUUGAAAAUACAAGCUCGUCUAAACACCACGCAAAUCACUUGCCAGAGAAGGCAAGAAAACAUGGUGACAGUGAAAAACACAGCUCAUCUAAGGAGAAAGAUAAGCACGAACGAUCGCGAGAGAACAAGCACGACAAAAAUAAAUCGUCGUCCAAAAACACGUCACAUCGUGAAAAACAUCACAAAUCGUCCACAUCACAUUCGUCGAUCAGCAGUAGUAAGCCUUCGACAACAACCAUCGAAAAACCUACUUCGUCAGCAUCACAUACGCAGGCACCAGAUAGCGGCAGCAGCAGCAGCAGGAAACGUCAACACGACAGUGACUCGAACGAUGCGUCCCCACCCAAAGUUAAGGAGUUGAAAAAACCAAAAACUAUUAAAUUAAAAGCGAUAGCUACGGAUAAUGAGGAUGAAGCCGAUGGCGACGAUGGCAUUGAUUCUUCGAUGGGCGCGAAUUUCGCCGAUGUUCUGGGCAUGCUAAAUAUGCCAACAAAGAAGUCGAAAAAAUCGUUAAAUAUUAACAAAUCGCCCACUUCUAGUACGCCCAGCAAGAGUACUGCCAACGACAAACCGAGCAGUAGCAACAGCUCCAAUAAGAAUGCUAGAAACGAAUACAAACCAAGUUCUAUAUCAUCAGCGUCAUCUACGUCAAGGCCAAUAGAUGAGAAACCAGAGCUUUUGUCAGCCUCUGCAAAACUGGCCCCACUUGAUCCCAGUAUUGCGCUUGAGCUGCCAACGAUUUCAGCCAAUUACAAACCGCUCCCACAUAAUAAGACUGUAAUGGAUUGUGUUUAUCGAAAUAGUGGAGCCGUGAUUAGCACCCCUAAGCCACCUGUGCGUACACUUACCGAUGCAGAAGCCCUCAGCCAUGGCAUCUCUUCGAAAACAAUGCGUACAAAAAUUUACUCGGGUAUCAAGACUGGACAAGUAUUACAAGUGCCAUCAUUAUUUGAUCUAUGCAUACGCAUACUGCAAAAGAAUAUCGAUGCGCUGGAAUACACUGGUGGUGUACCUUUCGAGGUGUUACGUUCUGUUUUGGAGCGCGCUACACCACAACAACUUCUUACCUUUGAAGAAUACAAUCCAUAUUUGAUGGAAGACAGCGAUUGUUUGUGGCAGAUUCACGUACAACGAAACUUUCGUUCAAAAAAGCGGCUGGAAAUGGAAUCUUGGCGUGAAAUGUUUUUGCGUUGUGAGGAGGAAAAGGAGCAAAAAUUGAAUAGUCUUACAGAGACUAUCAAACAGUCACAGAAAAUAAUCGCUGCACCCGUACGCAAGACCCAACUGGCAUUUGUGGAUUCAAUGGUGAAACCGCCACGCAAUGUCCUGCGCAAACAGGAGCAGUAUGGCACAAAAGCCAAGCUGGUUGCCACCCCGGCUGCACGUGUUGCAGCACUCUCAAGCGUCACGCCGAAUGCAGCCAAAGUGGGUGAUACGCGUCUGCGAGUAGCGGCUACUGUGCGGGACGCGGCGCAAGUUUCUCAUGCGCCUUUACGUGCGAAGAAGGCGCCACUUAUGGCCAAGACACUGCAGUUCAUGCGUGGACGCCACAAGCGUUAAGCUAACUUUUAGUCCGAACUCAACAAUUUGUGUUCGUUUCCUCUUUUUCAAUUAGACUUAGUUUGAAAAAAAUUUUACUGCUUAUGCACGUGUUAAUGAAAUUACAAUGUUUCAAUAUGAUUAUGUAGCUGAACAUAUACAGGGUAGUCCAAUUAACUCACCAAUGGCGGCUUUGAUUGCAUGUUUCAUCUUUUGAAUCGUUUAUGGCUAGUCAUCGGCGCCAACAAAAAAUUGUCUAAUCGAGUGAAAUCACAGCUUGUAGGCGUCCAAUUGGCAUCACUGAUUUUUGCUCAAGAAAAAAAAGCACCACACUUUAGUUUAACGCCAAGGAUAAUAAUUUAUGAUGUAAAAGUAAAAGAAAAUCGGUUGUUCAAUUUAAAAAACUCUUGAUUGAUCACCCUGUAUGAUCAAGCACAUGUAUACUCUUCAAACAUUACAAGAUUCUGAGAAAUGUUUUAAAUUUAUAGGAUAAAACCAUGAUAAUUCAUCAGUAAAAACGUAGCAUCACACAUACAUGUACACUCAAAUACGCAUACAUAAAUGUAUAUAUAUAGAUAUAUAUAUAUAAGUAUAUUUUAAAAAUAAAUAUGGGUAAAUGUAAGAUUUCUGAAUUUUGUGGUUAACUAUUGUGUUAAAUAAUUUACUUAUCUACUAAAAUAUUAAUAAGCGAUUAUAAAGCAGUUACAUAUUUACACACAAAUGUGUAAUGCACGCACUACGGCUGUGCUAAUUGUUAAAACCGUGUAAAAAAACAGAAACAUUAUUUAAAGGGAUAGCGUUAAAGUAGGAAAUUUUUGAAUAAAUACCACACAUAAAAAUGAA